AUGCCUGUUUUCACUGAUGAUAACAUCAAUCAAACAAAAUCUGGAAACGUAAAAUAUGCCCAAAAUACAGAUAUCUUUGAACAGAUUGGAAACACUCUUCGGCAAAGGAUUAUGAUAUUUGAUGGUGCAAUGGGAACAAUGAUUCAAAAAUAUCAACUUGAUGAAAAAGAUUUUUGUGGUACUUUACUGGCAGAUAAUCCAAAACCCUUGAAAGGAAAUAAUGAUGUCCUUACCCUGACCAGACCAGAUAUUAUUUAUGAUAUUCACCGAAAAUAUUUGGAGGCCGGAGCAGACUUUGUAGAAACAAAUACCUUCAGUGGAACACGAAUUGCUCAGGCUGAUUAUGGUCUGGAGCAUCUGGUAUAUAAAAUGAAUUUUGAGUCUGCUAAAUUAGCCAGGCAGGCAGCAGAUGAUGUUUUUAUGGCCACAGGCCUUCACAAAUAUGUAGCAGGUGCAGUUGGACCUACAAAUCGUACAUUAUCUUUGUCACCUUCUGUUGAGAAACCUGAAUAUAGAAAUAUCACUUUUGAUGCCCUUAAAGAUGCAUAUAGUGAACAAAUCCGAGGGCUUUUGGCUGGUGGUGUGGAUGUUUUAUUGGUUGAAACCAUAUUUGACACUGCAAAUGCAAAAGCUGCAUUGUUUGCCAUUCAAGAGAUAUUUGAUAAAGAAGAUAUCAAAUGCCCCAUUUUUGUGUCAGGUACUGUUGUUGACAAAAGUGGAAGGACACUUUCUGGACAAACACCUGAGGCAUUUAUUAUAAGCGUUUCACAUGCUAACCCAAUGUGCUUAGGAUUGAAUUGUUCACUUGGAGCUGUGACCAUGAGGCCAUACAUUGAAUUGAUUGCCCAAAAUACUCCAGCAUUUGUAAUAUGUUACCCAAAUGCAGUCUUUUGCCAAGGAUGGUUUGUUGAAUAUAGUUGGCGGCUGCUGUGGCACAACUCCCAGUCAUAUCAAGUAAAAAAGAAAAUUUCUUUGGCCUUCUUCUUCACAACUCUUUCUCCUUUCAUAUUUCAAACUUUGUCCGUUGCUAAAGACCAAGUUGCCAAUGGAGCCCAAAUUAUUGACAUCAAUGUAGAUGAUGGGAUGCUGAAUGGUGUGGAAGCCAUGACAACAUUUGUUAACCAUAUUGCUUCAGAACCAGCUGUUGCAAAGGUUCCCUUGUGCAUUGAUUCAUCUGACUUUGCUGUGAUUGAGGCUGGCCUUAAAUGUUUUCAAGGUAAAUGCAUUGUGAACAGCAUCAGUUUGAAGGAAGGAGAGAAAGAUUUCAUACAGAAGGCAAAACUAAUUAAACGUUAUGGAGCAGCAGUCAUUGUGAUGGCAUUUGAUGAAAUUGGACAGGCAACUGAUGUGAAGAGAAAAGUUGAAAUUUGUCAAAGGUCAUUUAAGAUUCUAACUGAGAAAGUUGGGUUCAUUCCACAAGACAUCAUUUUUGAUCCCAAUAUUUUGACUAUUGCAACCGGAAUGGAAAGUCAUAAUGUUUAUGGAAUAAAUUUCAUUGAAUCAAUCAGAAUUAUCAAGUCUUCUCUUCCUGGAGUACGGAUUAGUGGUGGUGUAUCAAAUCUAUCAUUUGCCUUUCGUGGUAACAACCCUGUCCGAGAAGCCAUGCACAGUGUUUUCUUACAUCAUGCAAUUGCAGCUGGAAUGGACAUGGGAAUUGUAAAUGCUGCUGCCUUGCAAGUUUAUACAAAUAUUGACAAAAUAUUGUUGAAACUUUGUGAAGAUGUAUUGUUUAACCAACAUCCUGAAGGUACAGACAAACUCUUGUCCUAUGCCCAGAAUCUUCAUAAUGUGGAGAAAAAAUCGGUGGUUAAUGAAGAAUGGCGCUCAUCUAGUUUAGAAGAUCGAAUUGAAUAUUCAUUGGUGAAGGGAAUUGAUACCUACAUUGAAGCUGAUAUGGAGGAGGCCCAUAAUAGUACAGAUUUGUAUUCUAGUCCCUUAAAGAUAAUUGAAGGUCCUUUGAUGAAAGGAAUGAAUGAAGUUGGUUCACUCUUUGGAUCUGGGAAGAUGUUUCUACCCCAGGUUAUUAAAUCAGCCAGGGUAAUGAAGAAAGCUGUUGGGUACCUUCUACCCUUUAUGGAAAUGGAUAAAGAAAAGAAUGCAAAGAAUGGGGUGUCGCAGGAAAGAAGUUACACUGGGACGAUGGUUAUUGCAACGGUGAAAGGAGAUGUUCAUGAUAUUGGCAAAAAUAUUGUCAGUGUUGUUCUUGGCUGUAAUAAUUUCAAGAUUAUUGAUUUAGGUGUGAUGACGCCCUGUGAGAAAAUUUUAUCUGCAGCUAUUCAAGAGAAUGCAGAUAUGAUUGGUCUUUCUGGUUUGAUAACUCCUUCACUUGAUGAAAUGGUCCAUGUUGCUAAAGAAAUGGAAAGGAUUGGACUGAAAAUUCCUCUGCUUAUUGGUGGAGCUACUACGUCCAAGCAACAUACAGCUGUAAAAAUUGGCCCCUUAUACUCAGGUCCUACAAUAUAUGUACCUGAUGCUUCAAAAAGUGUUUUUGUUAACAGAGAAUAUUUGACAUUGGAAGAAGCUCGAAAGGAAAGAUUAAAGAUUGAUUGGGUUGACGAACCACCUGCUUCUGCUCCCAUGUUUUGUGGUAUCAAGAAGUUUGUGGAUUUUGAUUUGGCAAAGCUGGUUUCCUUCAUUGACUGGAAGGCGUUCUUUGAUGUCUGGCAAUUGAAAGGGAAGUAUCCUAAUGGAAGUUACCCUAAAAUUUUUAAAGAUAAAACUGUUGGAAGUGAGGCUGAAAAAGUGUUUGCAGAUGCCCAGAAAAUGCUGAAUAAAAUUAUUUCUGGGAAACUAUUGCAAGCAAAUGGUGUUGUGUCUUUUUAUCGAGCCAACUCUGUAGGAGAUGAUAUUGAGUUAUACGACAACAAUGGAGAGUUGCUCACAAAACUUUAUGGAUUACGCCAACAGGCUAAGAAGAUAGUGAAUUACCAACAACCUUAUUAUUGCAUUUCUGAUUUUAUUGCUCCAAAGGAUAGUAAUUUAGAAGAUCACAUUGGACUUUUUGCAGUCACAGCAGGAUUAGGUGCUGAUGUUUUAUGUCAACAGUUUGAAAAACAGUAUGAUGACUACAGUGUAAUCAUGAUGAAGGCAUUGGCAGACAGGCUGACAGAGGGAAUCCGCCCAGCUCCAGGGUACCCUUGCCAACCAGAUCAUACUGAGAAACUGACCAUGUGGAAACUACUUGAUGUAUCUGGAAUUGGCAUAAACCUUACACAAUCUUUGGCAAUGUUACCGGCAGCUUCUGUGUCUGGAUUGUAUUUUUCUCACCCCAAAUCUCUUUACUUUGCCACUGGAAAAUUGGCAAAAGACCAGGUUGUUGAUUAUGCCAGCCGAAAAUCUAUGAGUCUUAAAGAUGUUGAGAAAUGGUUGGGACCAGUUCUGCUUUAUAAUCCCAAUUAA
Messenger RNA from Acanthosepion pharaonis, 3399 nucleotides. The record is from the annotation of a GenBank genome assembly. NCBI's taxonomy places the organism in Eukaryota, Metazoa, Mollusca, Cephalopoda, Sepiida, Sepiidae.